AUGGGCGGGAUUGGAAAAACAGCUCUUGCAAAACUUUUGUACAAUGACGAGGAACUGAAGGGUCACUUUGAACUCAGGGCAUGGGUUUGUGUUUCUCAUGAUUUUGAUGUAUUCAAUAUCAGCAAGCAAAUUUAUCAAGCUGUAGUUGGGGAGGACAUAACAUUCUCCGGUCUAGAUCUACUUCAUGUAGCUCUGAAAGAAGAACUAUCAGAUAAAAAGUUCCUACUCGUUCUGGAUGAUGUCUGGAACGAAGACCACAAGAAGUGGGAAGCCCUCAAACAGCCACUUGUAGGGAAAGUAGGAAGUAAAGUUAUUGUGACAACCCGGAACACCGUGGUUGCAUCCAUGAUGAACUCUGUUGAGUUUCAUAAUCUAGGGGUCUUGAAAGAGGAGAUUGCUAUGUGUUUGUUUGCUCAGUAUGCACUUGAAGAAAAAACUUUGACAAACAUCCAUCGCUUUCUAUAG
Erigeron canadensis is the source of this 465-nucleotide messenger RNA. Its product is annotated as putative disease resistance RPP13-like protein 1. NCBI's taxonomy places the organism in Eukaryota, Viridiplantae, Streptophyta, Magnoliopsida, Asterales, Asteraceae. The record is from RefSeq and is a predicted model, not a curated record. Gene Ontology annotation, molecular function: ADP binding. Gene Ontology annotation, biological process: defense response to fungus. The coding region runs from base 1 to 465 and encodes 154 amino acids. The transcript has a single exon.